Messenger RNA from Megalobrama amblycephala (Wuchang bream), 3698 nucleotides. RefSeq lists its product as uncharacterized. Lineage: Eukaryota; Metazoa; Chordata; Actinopteri; Cypriniformes; Xenocyprididae. The coding region runs from base 1 to 753 and encodes 250 amino acids. The transcript is spliced from 6 exons. The record is from RefSeq and is a predicted model, not a curated record.
AUGUCUUCAGAGUCUGAAGCAACUGGUAAGGCCAAAGUCUUAGUUUUGGCUGAUAUUGCACAGUACCCAGAAUAUCUCCGAUCUACACAGCUCCGUAAGCAGGUGGCAACAAUGUCCCAGAUUCUUAAUCUUAAGGAUAAUGAGCUUGAUCAAUUAGCUAACUUUUUGGGCCACGAUAUUCGGGUUCAUCGAGACUAUUACCGGUUACCAGAUGCAACAAUAGAAAUUGCAAAAAUUUCAAAGCUUCUCUUGGCAAUGGAGAAGGGAACUCUUGCCAAUUUCCAAGGAAAGUCUCUUGAUGAAAUUGAGAUAGAAGAUGAAAUUGAUGUGGAAUUAGAUGAGGAAGAAAUAAGCGAUGAAGAUGAAGAGUCUGAGCCUGUCCCUGGAGUAAGAGGAAAUGAACAAGUGAUGGAGUUGACCCAGGAUGAGACAAAAAGUUCCAACGGGAAAACUAAAUUGGGCCAAGAUGAGGCUGACAGCUCCACAGGAAAAAGAAAAAUGAAUCCGGAUGAAACUGCGAACUCCAGAGAGACCAAAUCGAGGAAAACUGUGAAAAGGCCAUGGAGCCCAAAUGAAGUGAAUGCUGUCAUGAAACAUUUCAAAGUCCAUAUUUCAAAGGGACACCUUGCAUCAAAAAUCGAGUGUGAGCAGUGCAAGACUGCAGAGGACCCUGUUCUGAAAGAAAGAACUGUCCAGAAUAUAAGGGACUUCGUGAGGAACCGAGGUUUGAUGUUGAAAAAGAAAAGUUAUUAAUUAGUCUCACAUCUGCCUCCUUGUCUGAAAGACUUGUUUUCUACAUUUGUCUACCAAGUUGUUCUGUUUAUCCUUCAAUUUUUUUUUUUUGCUGUUUGCUGUUGUGGUAAAUAAUUGAAUGACAAGGUUUUGUUACUGAUCACAUAGAGCCCAGGAAGUUUGUUCGGUUCUGUUUUUCGGAGGAAAUUGCUAUUGCUGUUGUUUGCUAUACCUUUCAGUAUAUUUUCCAAACAGACAAAUGUGAAUUUGGCAGAGCUGCAAAGACAUGUUAAUAAUAAAAAAGAUUAUGGGGCAUAACAUUAUUCUACAGAUGUGCUGUGCUCAUUUGGCUAGUGCAGCUCCUCCUCCUGAUCUGUUUACAGAUCAUGUUUCAUGUGGUCCACUGGAAGGCUUUGAAUUUUGCACUACUUAUUACUCCAAACUACACUUGAAGUCAUUGCUGUGAGAGUUAGUGUGGAGCUGCUUGACAGGUGUUGGUUACCUUUCGACACAAAGAGGUACAAAGAAAACAAGAAGGUUCCAGAUUGUUUGCUGGAAGUGAUUCUUCAUUCUUCUGGACUGUUUAAAGGGUUAGUUUACGAAAAAAUGUAAAAUUCUGUCAUUAAUUACUCACCCUCUUGCCGUUCCACACCGUUCAUCUUCAGAACACAAAUUAAGAUAUUUCCUAGAGAGAUCUUUUUGGCCUUCCAUUAAUGCGUGUGCUUUUGAUCUGCAAAAUUGUCUAAAAUGUUGUUGGGCCACUUAAUUUAUAAGCAGAAGAGUCUGACUCAGGACUACAUUUUUUGUUGAAUACAUCCUUUUAUUUACUUUUGUUAAAACAUUGUUUUUAUAGAAAAUUACAAAUAAUUAAUUUCCUUUUCAGUUUCUUUUGAGUUUAAUUGGUUUAGUUUUAUUGCUUCAUCUUAUUGACCUUUGGUUUAGUAUGGUUAACUCUAAUACUAGUACUCCUGCUAUGUAUGGAGUAAAUGGAGUGAAGUCCAGUUAAACCCAGAUUGUCCUCGUAAUGAAAGGUUAGGUAGGGUUGUGUGUGUUUGUGUGUGUGAAGUCCAGUUAAACCCAGAUUGUCCUCAUAAUGAAGGGUUAGGUAGGGUUGUGUGUGUGUAUGUGUGUGAAGUCCAGUUAAACCCAGAUUGUCCUCAUAAUUAAGGGUUAGUUAGGGUUGUGUGUGUUUGUGUGUGUGAAGCCCAGUUAAACCCAGAUUGUCCUCGUAAUGAAGGGUCAGUUAUGGUUGUGUGUGUUUGUGUGUGUGAAGUCCAGUUAAACCCAGAUUGUCCUCAUAAUUAAGGGUUAGUUAGGGUUGUGUGUGUUUGUGUGUGUGAAGCCCAGUUAAACCCAGAUUGUCCUCGUAAUGAAUGGUCAGUUAUGGUUGUGUGUGUUUGUGUGUGUGAAGUCCAGUUAAACCCAUUGUCCUCAUAAUUAAGGGUUAGGUAGGGUUGUGUGUGUUUGUGUGUGUGAAGUCCAGUUAAACCCAGAUUGUCCUCGUAAUGAAGGGUCAGUUAUGGUUGUGUGUGUUUGUGUGUGUGAAGUCCAGUUAAACCCAGAUUGUCCUCAUAAUGAAGGGUUAGUUAUGGUUGUGUGUGUGUGUGUAAACAAUGUCCAGUUAAACCCAAAUGGUCAACAAUUUUCAUUUAGAUACUAAUCAAUUCUUGAACAAUCGUACUCUUUUUCACAAUAACAUAAAAAAACACCAUCAAAGGCCAAAAUUUUUCUUUAUUCAAAACAUUUUUUUUAUACAAACCUACUUAAAAUCUAAUGAAUAAAUUAAGACAUUGACAUUCAAGGUUCAAUUAUGAAAACUACUUAUAUAACUUACAAUAAAACCAUAAUCUCAAACUGUUGAAAAAAAAUUAUGCAUAAAUGUGUAUUCUCACUGGGAAGUGACUGAUCUAGUCAGUGACGGUUAACUAGUAAACUAUCCUUUGUUUUUUUUAUUUCUUAAUUUUUAUAGCUAAAUUAUUUUCAUAUUUCACUUCCCCUCUUCUCUCUUUGCUCUUCACUCACAUCACACCUGUUAAAGCUCACAUUACAAACUCAGGAUUGUUUUCUGAAAUAUUUAAUAAGAUUAAGCCAGGUUAAGCAGUUGCUGAUAAUUUCUUGCUUUGUUUUGUUUUCUUAUUUUGUUUUUCUAUAUACUGGUAUUGAAACGUACUCAAGUGAUGUGGUACACACAAGGGUAAAGUUAAACAAAUAUGAUGCUCAUGUUUAAUGAUGUACUGUAGGUGACUGCCCAGAUAAACCAGGGUAGUCCUCAUAAGUCAUAAUUAAAUCAGGACACGCCCACUCCCACCCCGUCCUCACAGUGCUGUAGAAUGUCAGGUCUUCAUAUUUCCAAACUGCUUCAGUAGAAUUAAAUUCUGAGCAGUCAGCGUUUUACCCCAUGCCAUAAGGAGCAGUUUAAUGUUUCUUAUUAAUUUCUAUGACAAUGGGAAAGGUGGGUCCCCAUAAACCACAAUGGAACUUAUUUGGAAAAAAAGUCCUUAUAAACCACCCGUACCAGUAUAUGUGUGUGUGUGUGUGUGUGUGUGAGUGUGUGUGAGUGUGUGUGUGUGUGUGUGUGUGUGUGUGUGUGUAGGUGUGUGUGCGUGUGUGUGUAUGUGUGAGAGUAUAUGUUUUUCGUUAGAUUAGUUUGUGCGUUGUAGAUUUAGUUCAAUAAAGUCUUGUUUGAUUUUCCAUACAUACAGUGUCUUGUGCUGUGCUUACCAAAUUGCUGCCUUAAACAAAGAUCAUGCUACCUUGCUCAUAAUCAUAAUCAUAAUUAAUAAUCAUAGCAAAAUAUUAUUACUGUUGGCCACAGAAUAAUAAUUUUGUCCAUAAUUAGUAAAAAUACUGUAACCUCAAUUUUUCGGUGGACGAAUAAUUGAUAAAGUGUUAAAUAUUGAUUCUGAAUCAUUUAUGGUUUAUCCGGUUCUUAAAAAAAUGUAAUUUAAUUACAUUUUUGAUUAAUU